Messenger RNA from Penicillium verrucosum, 135 nucleotides. RefSeq lists its product as uncharacterized. The coding region runs from base 1 to 135 and encodes 44 amino acids. The record is from RefSeq and is a predicted model, not a curated record. The transcript has a single exon. Lineage: Eukaryota; Fungi; Ascomycota; Eurotiomycetes; Eurotiales; Aspergillaceae.
AUGUAUGAAGCUGCGCAGGAAGAUAGCCGAAAUAUGCGCGCAACUCUUAAGGAUGAUGAGAUUGUACCUUACACUGUUGACACCGGGGAUCUUGCUAUCGCUCCACCUGGCAUGGAUCCCGCUGCGCUGCGCUGA